AUGGCCAUCUACGACACAAGCCCGCACCCAUCGCAGGAUGCUGUCUCCUGGUCGCCAGGGCAUUCGGGAAUUCGAGGAAAUGAGAGAGCAGAUACAUUAGCAAAGGCCGCAGCAGCCCAGAGGCCCUUCAUCGGAUCGACAAUUGCGUGGGCUAAAGCUAAUGCCAAAGCCAAAGCCCUGGAACAAUGGGUGAAGCAGUGGAAGGAAUCUGCUAAAACAUCACCUUCGGCCCUAUCCCUUACUCAUCCCCCGUCCUACAAACUUGCCAAGUUCCAUCGCACAUUUACCGGCAACCGUCGCACAUACUCUCACACCAUACAGGCCUCCCUCGGUCACGCGUUCGUCGGAGAGUACUUCUCCUGUUUUGUCCCUCGGCUACCAUCGUCGUGUCCAUGCGACGACACACUACUUCAAACUAGAGCACAUGUCCUCACUGAAUGCCCUCUCCAUGAACAUGCUCGCCACAUCCUUAGGGAAGCAUCGUCGUCACUCUCCCUCGAUUUCUUACUCGGCACGCAAAAAGGAUUAGCAGCUAUCGCUAAGUUCAUUCAACACUCAACUGCCUUCCGACGACAUGAUUGA
Messenger RNA from Pleurotus ostreatus (oyster mushroom), 582 nucleotides. RefSeq lists its product as uncharacterized. The transcript has 2 exons. Gene Ontology annotation, molecular function: RNA-DNA hybrid ribonuclease activity; nucleic acid binding. Lineage: Eukaryota; Fungi; Basidiomycota; Agaricomycetes; Agaricales; Pleurotaceae. The record is from RefSeq and is a predicted model, not a curated record. Bases 1 to 582 code for a protein of 193 amino acids.